AUGAGCGCACAAUUUCCAACCCGUCCAAUAUCACGCCUCACAGGUCACAAUGGCCAAGUCCUCGCACUCUGCUACAGCGCCGGAACAGGCCAAUACCUCCUGACCGGCAGCACCGACCGCCAUAUCCGCCUCUUCAAUCCCACCACCUCCCUCGAGGUCCAAAAAUACUCGGCCCACGGCUACGAAAUCCAUGACAUAGCAGUCGCAGAAGACAACGACCGCUUCAUCUCCGUCGGCGGCGACAAGAUCGUUUUCCUCUGGGACGUGAGCACGCAUCAAACCCUACGCCGCUGGACAGGACACGCAGGAAGAGUAAACUGUUGCGCGUUCGCCGGAGAAGGAGAUGCGCUUGUCAUAAGCGGGAGUUUCGACUCCACGGUCAAGAUUUGGGAUUGCAAGCAGAGGGGGGAGAAACCGGUGAUGACGUUUACAGAGGCCAAAGAUGCGGUUUCCAGUUUAGCGGUGAGGGGAGCGGAGAUUAUUGCUGGAAGUGUGGAUGGUAGGGUCAGGUGUUAUGAUAUUAGGAUGGGUGUGGUGGAGCAAGAUGUGUUGGGCCAUCCAGUCACUUCCGUCACACCUACUGUGCUUAACGAUUCCUACCUUGCCAGCACAUUGGACUCGACAUUACGACUUAUGGACAAAAGAGAUGGGAAAUUGUUGCAGGCGUUCAGGGAUGAAGGAUUCAAGAACACGAACUAUAGACUGAGGUCUACAUUGGCUGCUGGAGACAGCGUGGCGAUCUCUGGAUCGGAGGACGGGUAUAUUUAUGUCUGGGACUUGCUUACGGGAGGCCUCAACCAUAAGCUCAAGCAUUCUGCUCCUGCAUUGACGGAUGGCUCCAAGAGUUUCGUCUCCAUGUCUUCCAAGAGGGAUGUGGUCAACUCGGUGGUCUGGAACCAAUUGAGAAAGGAAUGGGCGAGCGCCGGUGGAGAUGGCACUGUAACCGUCUGGGGCAUUUGAUAGAAGAGCAUGACUAUGGCUGAAAGUACACGCUUCCAAGACUAUUCUACAGUGGUGUCUAUGCCACUUGCUACGUAAUGCUGACCCUGUUUGGAGGAAACAUCUUUCUACUCUGACAUGAUUGUUACGCACACUUGACUCGGGUGAAAGUUGAAUGAUCAUAAGAAUGAUGGUCAUAGGAAGGAAUGAAGUGAUAAUCAUAAUCGAACGACUGGCUGGAUGGGUAUCAUAAAAAUAAAGCAAGAAAGCAAGAAUGAGAAUAAACAAGAAAAGAAAAGAAAAAGGG
Messenger RNA from Aureobasidium pullulans EXF-150, 1246 nucleotides. Its product is annotated as WD40 repeat-like protein. Gene Ontology annotation, cellular component: catalytic step 2 spliceosome. Bases 1 to 960 code for a protein of 319 amino acids. The record is from RefSeq and is a predicted model, not a curated record. Gene Ontology annotation, biological process: mRNA splicing, via spliceosome. The transcript is spliced from 3 exons. NCBI's taxonomy places the organism in Eukaryota, Fungi, Ascomycota, Dothideomycetes, Dothideales, Saccotheciaceae. Gene Ontology annotation, molecular function: protein binding.